AUGGACACGGCCUCGUCCCCGCCCAGUGCUGAGAGGAAGCGCGCGGGUUGGGGCCGCCUGCUAGGCGCCCGGCGGGGCAGCGCGGGACUGGCCAAGAAGUGUCCCUUCUCAUUGGAGCUGGCCGAAGGUGGCCCGGCGGGCAGCACGGUCUAUGCGCCCAUCGCGCCAACCGGAGCCCCGGGGCUCGCGCCCCCCAUGUCGCCCCCUGUGUCGCCCGCCCCGGCCCCUGCAGACCUCGGCCCACGUCCGAGGGUGAGCCUUGACCCGCGCGUCUCCAUCUACAGUGCGCGCCGUCCGCUGCUGGCGCGCACCCACAUCCAGGGCCGCGUCUACAACUUCCUCGAGCGCCCCACGGGUUGGAAGUGUUUCGUGUACCACUUCACUGUCUUCCUCAUUGUUCUGGUCUGCCUCAUCUUCAGUGUCCUGUCCACUAUUGAGCAGUAUGCCGCUCUGGCCACCGGGACCCUCUUCUGGAUGGAGAUUGUCCUUGUGGUGUUCUUUGGGACAGAGUAUGUGGUCCGCCUCUGGUCUGCAGGGUGCCGAAGCAAGUAUGUGGGCAUCUGGGGCCGGCUACGCUUUGCCCGGAAGCCCAUUUCCAUCAUUGACCUUAUCGUGGUUGUAGCCUCUAUGGUUGUCCUCUGUGUGGGAUCCAAAGGACAAGUGUUUGCCACAUCAGCUAUCAGGGGUAUCCGCUUCCUUCAGAUCUUGCGGAUGCUGCAUGUUGAUCGCCAGGGGGGAACCUGGAGGCUCCUGGGCUCUGUAGUCUUCAUUCACCGCCAGGAGCUGAUCACCACCCUAUACAUUGGCUUUCUGGGUCUUAUCUUCUCCUCCUACUUUGUCUACCUGGCUGAGAAAGAUGCAGUGAACGAGUCCGGCCGCAUUGAGUUUGGCAGCUACGCAGAUGCUCUGUGGUGGGGGGUGGUCACAGUCACCACCAUUGGCUAUGGGGAUAAGGUACCCCAGACAUGGGUUGGGAAGACCAUCGCCUCCUGUUUCUCUGUUUUCGCCAUAUCCUUCUUUGCACUCCCAGCGGGGAUUCUUGGCUCUGGGUUUGCACUGAAGGUCCAGCAGAAGCAGAGGCAGAAGCACUUCAACCGGCAGAUCCCAGCUGCAGCCUCACUCAUCCAGACUGCAUGGAGGUGCUAUGCUGCUGAGAAUCCUGACUCAUCCACAUGGAAGAUCUAUGUCCGGAAGCCUGCUCGGAGUCACACUCUGCUGUCCCCCAGCCCCAAGCCUAAAAAGUCUGUGAUGGUAAAGAAGAAGAAGUUCAAGCUGGAUAAGGAUAACGGGAUGAGUCCGGGAGAGAAGAUGUUCAAUGUCCCUCACAUCACUUAUGAUCCCCCAGAGGAUCGGAGGCCAGACCAUUUCUCUAUUGAUGGCUAUGACAGCUCAGUAAGGAAGAGCCCUACACUGCUGGAAGUAAGCACACCCCAUUUCUUGAGAACAAACAGCUUUGCUGAGGACCUGGACCUGGAAGGGGAGACACUGCUGACCCCCAUCACCCAUGUAUCACAGCUGCGGGAUCACCAUCGGGCCACCAUCAAGGUCAUCAGGCGCAUGCAGUACUUUGUAGCCAAGAAGAAAUUUCAGCAAGCACGAAAGCCCUAUGAUGUGCGGGAUGUCAUCGAGCAGUACUCGCAGGGCCACCUCAACCUUAUGGUGCGCAUUAAAGAACUACAGAGAAGGCUGGAUCAGUCCAUUGGGAAGCCAUCUUUGUUCAUCCCUAUCUCAGAAAAGAGCAAAGACCGUGGCAGCAACACCAUCGGGGCCCGUCUGAACAGGGUGGAAGACAAGGUGACACAACUGGACCAGAGAUUGGUGAUCAUCACAGAUAUGCUCCACCAGCUGCUGUCCCUGCAACAAGGUGGUCCAACCUGCAACAGCAGGUCACAAGUUGUACCCAGAGAUGAAGGUGGCUCCAUCAACCCUGAGCUCUUCCUGCCCAGCAACAGCCUGCCUACCUACGAACAGCUGACUGUGCCCCAGACAGGCCCUGAUGAGGGCUCCUGAAGGAGCUCAGAAGGGAGGUCCAGGGUUACCCCCCCCAAUAAGUCUGCCCCACCUCCCUCUCAACAGGGGCACCUACCUGGUUCUUACCCCUUGAAGGCCUGAUAUGACUGCCUAGCUCCCUAAGGCCCCAAAACUCAUGGAUCAAGCCACUGGCCUGAACCUGGAGCUCACCAAUACCCCUCUGACCAGCCAGUGGGAACUAGAACUCGGCUGAGCAUGGGGUUCCUCUCAGGCCCCUAACAAGAUGGUGAUGAUGCUCUUCUGAUGGCUAGGACAGAAGGAUGGGGACUAUAUGUGGAGAGCAGGUUGCAACUCAGGCAGAGGGAAGCCCAUCCAGGUGAUGCCAAAUGGCUUCCUAAAGGCAGACAGGAAAAAUCUGGAUGAGACUGAGGUUUCCACCCUCAGCCCUGAAUCCAGAGCCCAGCAGGGAGCAGGCAAUGCGGGACAGGCCCAGCCCACACUAACUACAGGCUGUAGCCCAGUUGGGGCUCAGCAGGCCAGAGCCUGACUCCUUCACUCUCUAGUGAUGUUGACCACAUCAGGAUACUAGAGGGAUUUCCAGCUUCCCCCGAAGGAUAUCCCAAGCAGGGGAAUGUCCACUGUCCACCCUAGCCAGGUAUGGACUGACAACUUCUCCCCUACAGUGAAGAGCAGGGCCCUCAAGCCCUGUGAGCCCCACGUGUGCAGCCUGCCCCCUCCUUGCUGGUCAGAGGUGCUGGACAGAUGUUCAGAUUCUAGCCUCUUCAUGCCAUAUCCCUCAGCCAGCAGCUGAGCCACAGUGAGGUUAGAGCCAUCACCAUUUCUCCCAGGAUUGGUUCCUUGGGCAUCACACCUCACAGAAAUCUAGAUAAUUUCUGGUGAUUCAGAUUCUUGUGUUUUAAUGAAUUUUGUAGUAUGAUCUUGAUUGAGAGGCUUUUCCAAAUAAAGUUGGGUUAUCCCAGGUUGAUCUUG
This is a messenger RNA of Grammomys surdaster, 2961 nucleotides long. It is a transcript of the gene Kcnq1, whose product is annotated as potassium voltage-gated channel subfamily Q member 1. Gene Ontology annotation, cellular component: voltage-gated potassium channel complex; membrane. The record is from RefSeq and is a predicted model, not a curated record. The transcript is spliced from 16 exons. Bases 1 to 2010 code for a protein of 669 amino acids. Gene Ontology annotation, molecular function: voltage-gated potassium channel activity. Lineage: Eukaryota; Metazoa; Chordata; Mammalia; Rodentia; Muridae. Gene Ontology annotation, biological process: potassium ion transport; transmembrane transport.